AGAAGCAAAAACCUAAUUUAGGUAAACAAGAAACAAGUAUUACACAUAUAUAAAAGGGUCGAAGUACAAAUUUUAUAAUCAACGAUGGAGGAGAUAAUGUCAAUGAUCUUCAGCGGAAUCAAUCUUGUUAAGGAGCUCGAGUUCAGCUUAACAGCACAAGAGUCGCCAGAAUCUCUCUCGACUUCUCUCGGUUCAGUCUCCACUCUGUUCGGAGGCGCCAACGAGCGGUUAAAAAUCCUACUUGCGAGGAGGAACGCUUACGUACUGACUCUGCCUGAACCAAAACCAGUUCCAAUGUCCGGUUUGGACCAGAUGAUGAUGCAGCAGAUUGAAUAUGAUCUGAUGCAGGACUACAGUUUAAGGGAAGGAGUGAUGCAAGGCGUGAAGAAUAUAGACUCAGGUCCGAGUUGCGGAUUCUCGACUCCAAGGCCUCGAAGAAGGUACGUAAAAGAUUAAGCAUCCGAUCUUUUACGUUGUAAUGGAAGAAACACAUACAAAACAUUCGAAGACUUCGAUUGAUUACUUGGUGCGCAACAGAGUAGAAAAGAACAUAUAAAAUUUAUACGAGUUUUUUUUUUGUUUGAUAUGCUUCGUAAUGCUGAAGUAAUAAACAUGUAGAAUAAGUAUAUAUGUUUUUUUGGGGUGCAAACGUUAAAAUGAA
Messenger RNA from Brassica napus (rape), 661 nucleotides. RefSeq lists its product as uncharacterized. The transcript has a single exon. The coding region runs from base 85 to 456 and encodes 123 amino acids. NCBI's taxonomy places the organism in Eukaryota, Viridiplantae, Streptophyta, Magnoliopsida, Brassicales, Brassicaceae. The record is from RefSeq and is a predicted model, not a curated record.